GAUUCUUUCUACAUAUAUAUGGGUUCUCAAGCAUGAACUUAAACCAUGUGUAUAAGGUUGUGGAAAUUGCAUUAUGGUAUGAUCUGUUGGAGGAUAUACUGCACAAUUUGGAUUGUUGGGUUUUCAACUUUUCCACUUUGGUUCGGCUUUUGGACGUGGAGCGGCUGCCAGUCAUAUGUCAUAAACAGGAACAAUUGAAACUAAUUUUCUUGUUUAUUUAAGAGCCAUUUUUCCUACUCUCCAACUUCAGAAAACGAAACCUUUCGUGGGCUUACAGUUGGUAUUAUAUGUAAUUUUUAGGUCUGUUGAGGGAAACAUGGGCCCCUCUCUCUCUCUCUCUAUAUAUAUAUAUAUAGAGAGAGAGAGUUUACCAUUAGUAAUUUUUUAUAUUAAGCCUUGACGGAGUUUGAACUUGUAGACUCAUGGUUUUAAUAUUUUAAUAUAUCAAAAUAUUUAAUGAAAUAUAACAGAAUUUAAACUUAAAACUUGUUACAUGGUAAUUUUAAAAUUUUUGGUGUCUGGGUUGCCCUAAAAGACUUGAUUAUUCCUUUCUAAACUGUUUUCUCCAACAAUUACUGGGGUUUAGUGAUUGAUGUUGCAAGCUUGCAACUGCUUUUAAUUGUUCAACUAUUCUUUCCUGAAUAUGAACAUUCAGGAGAAAAAGGUUCCCCCAAUAACAAAACGUAUCGUAUGGAGAUUAUUCAUUUGAAAGACCUGCAAAUUUGCACCACGGGAAAUAGUUGCUUCCAGAAUAAAAUUCCAAUUUUUCAUUUAUGCGUUCAUUAUAGGCUAAUUAGCAUCUCGUGUUUCUUUCGGUCCUUCCCCUUUUGUAAUGCUUAAAAACGAAAGGUAGUCAAUGUCCCGACUGCAUAUGCAGGAAGAGCUGCAGAAAAUAUCAGUCAUGGAACGGUUAAAUACGCAUAAAGUGCUGGACACAAUAGACAUCCAUCAGAAAGCACUAGACGACCUUGUCAACGUGAACUCGCUCUUCACAAUAGCCGUGUUUGUUGGCUUAUCCUUAGCUCAUCCGGGCGAGCACAGCCUGGAGGACCGUGCCGAGUGCGACCCAGACAGGAGGCUAGCCAAACGGCUUGUAGUGAGCGAGGUGCUGUCAUUUGCUUUCUUCCUGCUAUCCAGCCUUGUAGCCAAGACUCUUAAGGUUCAUCUCAACAUAUACAGGGAAAAAGAUUUCAGGAAAAUAAAAUUCAAGAUUAUCAGAGGAGGGAUGCUGUUGAUGUCAGCCUGGGGGUCGAUUCUUGGUUGCGUUUUCUUGACAGCGUCGAUGGUGGAUGUAAUACAAAUUCGAGUAGGGAAGAUUUCGUGUGGGAGUGUGUAUGCGUUCAGGGCAGCAGGAUCGCUGAUCGCCAUUGUUCUGCUUGCUUUGGGCAUCUACGUGCCUUUUAUGAUGCAUGCUAUUUAUGUCUCCAUGAAAAAUAUUGAGUAAUGCCCAUAUCUAGAAUUUAGGCUUACACUCCUGAAUCUCGAAGCAUGAUUCAGGACAUAUAAUAUAUUUAUAGUGUAGAAUUAUCGGCUGGAUUGCUGGGCUGGAAUAAGCCAAGAGGGUUGUGAUAUAAGCUUUAGUUUGUUUUUGUUGUACGUGCACGUGUAUAGCAUGUGCUGAACCUGGGUAUAAAUACCCUGUAAUCUCUGUUUCGAUAUAUAUGGUAGUUACCAUUUUUCUCAGGUUCACUAAGCUUGAUUUGUUCA
Molecule: messenger RNA, 1707 nt
Organism: Hevea brasiliensis (rubber tree)
Lineage: Eukaryota; Viridiplantae; Streptophyta; Magnoliopsida; Malpighiales; Euphorbiaceae
Exons: 3
Coding region: 857-1444 (195 amino acids)
Source: RefSeq, a predicted model, not a curated record